Messenger RNA from Camelina sativa (false flax), 1225 nucleotides. RefSeq names its product peroxidase C3-like. Gene Ontology annotation, molecular function: peroxidase activity; heme binding. Gene Ontology annotation, biological process: response to oxidative stress; hydrogen peroxide catabolic process. NCBI's taxonomy places the organism in Eukaryota, Viridiplantae, Streptophyta, Magnoliopsida, Brassicales, Brassicaceae. The record is from RefSeq and is a predicted model, not a curated record.
CCAAACUCACAACUCAAAUCAUCACCCUCCUGAAAAUAUGGGGUUUUCACCUUCAUUUUCUUGCAGUGCUAUGGGAGCCCUAAUAUUGGGUUGCCUUCUGCUUCAAGCAUCAAACUCUAAUGCUCAGUUGAGGCCUGACUUCUACUUCAGGACUUGCCCAUCUGUUUUCAGCAUCAUUGGGGAUACCAUCGUCGAUGAACUGCGGAGUGAUCCUCGUAUUGCUGCGAGCAUCCUUCGUCUUCACUUCCAUGACUGCUUUGUUCGUGGUUGCGAUGCAUCGAUCUUGCUAGACAAUUCCACAUCAUUCCGGACCGAGAAAGAUGCUGCUCCAAACGCAAAUUCGGUUCGAGGGUUCAAUGUCAUAGAUAGAAUGAAAGCAUCCCUUGAGAGAGCUUGCCCGAGAACGGUGUCUUGUGCAGAUAUGCUCACCAUCGCCUCUCAAAUAUCAGUGCUUUUGUCGGGAGGUCCAUGGUGGCCGGUACCGUUGGGGAGGAGAGACAGCGUAGAAGCUUUCUUCGACUUGGCUAAUACAGCUCUUCCCUCUCCAUUUUUCACACUUGCUCAACUUAAAGCUGCUUUUGCUGACGUUGGCCUUAACCGCGCCUCGGAUCUAGUCGCUCUUUCUGGUGAUCACACAUUUGGAAAAGCACAAUGCCAAUUCGUGACACCUCGUCUCUACAACUUCAAUGGAACCAACAGACCAGACCCAACUCUGAACCCAACUUACCUCACCGAACUCCGUCGAUUAUGCCCUCGAAACGGAAACGGCACCGUUCUGGUCGACUUCGAUUCCGUGACUCCAAACGCUUUCGAUAGUCAAUACUACACCAAUCUCCGUAACGGCAAAGGUCUUAUUCAGAGUGACCAAGAACUCUUCUCGACUCCAGGAGCCGACACCAUUCCACUAGUAAACCAAUACAGCAGCAGCACGUUCGUGUUCUUCCGAGCAUUCGUUGAGGCAAUGAUCAGGAUGGGAAAUCUUAGACCAUUGACUGGAACGCAAGGCGAGAUAAGACAGAACUGUAGGGUUGUGAAUUCACGAAGAAUUAGGGUUGUGGAGAACGACGAUGGUGUUGUGAGUUCUAUUUGAUUAUGCAUGUUAGUGAUAUAUGGAUAAUGUAAGAACGUAUAAGAAUGUGUGGGAACAUUUCGACUAAAUAACGUUCUUACAAGUUAUGAGAUUUAUGAAAUUUGGUCUUAGUUGAUGAUACCUUUGAUUCGAUUU